Messenger RNA from Closterium sp. Yama58-4, 1521 nucleotides. Lineage: Eukaryota; Viridiplantae; Streptophyta; Zygnematophyceae; Desmidiales; Closteriaceae. The record is from the annotation of a GenBank genome assembly.
AUGCACGGUCGGCCGCGAGUGACGGUGAAGGCGGAGGGCAGCGCCGCGGGCCAGCAGAAGGCGGCGGAGUCGAACAAAAAGGCGCUUCGGCUGCGCGCCUUGCAGGAGAAGGUGCUGACGUGGCACCAGCAGAACGUUUAUUCGCCAGAAGCGCUAGCAGCCAGUGCAGCGCUUUUGGAGCAAAACCCCGACGUGUAUGUGACGUGGAACUACCGCAAGAAGGCCUUUCUUGCUGACGAAGAGCUGAAACUGAUAGAAGCAGCACUACGGACCAACCCAAAGUGCUACGGCGCCUGGCACCACCGCAAGUGGCUCUUCGCCCUCUCCGCCACCGAGCCUCUCCCGAGCCUCGGAGCCAGCCUCGGGCCAAACCUGCAGCAGGUUCGGAUCAAUCUGCGGACGGAGGCUCGGAUUGCCCGGGAGCAAAAGCUGCUGGGGAUGAUGCUGAGUGCAGAUGAUCGGAACUUCCACGCCUGGGACUACUGGAGGUUCAUAUCGCAUGUGGCCCGCAUGUCACCAGCCAAGGACCUGGCAUUCACCAUGGAGCGAAUCAACGCCAACUUCAGCAACUACAGCGCGUGGCACAGCCGCAGCAAGCUGCUGCUGAAGCUCCAUGCGCGAUCACCACCCACACCCACUGAUUCAGAGGCAGGGGGGUUGCCCCACCCCAGGCCUUUUUUACCGAGCCUCCUAUCUCUCCCGUUUCCCUUCUCGUUCUCUCCCGCGCCCCACAGCAAGCUGCUACCAAAACUCCACUCAAGCCAAGCACCCUCCGAGGCAGGCGGGUUGCCCCAGGCGGCAUUGGAGGAGGAGUGUGAGCUGGUCCGCCAGGCCUUUUUUACCGAGCCUGACGAUCAGAGUGGGUGGAUGUACCAACACUGGCUGCUGCAGCAGAUCCUGCCUCCCCUGCCGCCCCACCUCCUCGCCUCCUGGCCUUCACCUGGAAGCACUGUGUGCUUCUCCUCACCUGAAAAUCCACCUGAGAUAUCUCCUGGAGGCGAUUCUGCAGCUGUGGAGGGCGUUUCCGAAGCCUCUGCCGGAGCUGCGGGCCAGGUUCGGAUGUCUGCAGUGCUGGUGUUCUCCGAACCAGUGGUUGGGGUGACAAGAGAGAGUGUGACUCUAACAGGGGCUGGGCUGGAGGUGGGUGAGUGGAAGGCUGUGGGGGGACAAGAGGCGUGGCUUUCCGGGCGGCAAGCUGGUGCUAGCGGUGCUGCAGGAGGCGGCGAGCAAUGGCGAGUGGACGUGGUCCAACGGGAGAUUGACAUGUGUCGCGAGCUCAUUGAUUUGGAACCAGACAGCAAGUGGGCUCUCCUCUCUCUCGCCCGCCUCCUGUCCACCCGCCGCCAGCUCCACCACCUUUUGCCGAACCUACCCGUGCAGGCUCGGCAAGAUGCCGAGGCUUGCAAGGAGGUUCGGUCGUUGCUUCGGCGGCUGGUGGGGAUCGAUCCAUACCACAAGGAGUAUUACCGAGACCUGCUAGAAGCACUGGAGGGGGAAGAGGUAUGUAGGGUGUGUGAAUGA